CGCAAUCUACCCGUCUCUACGCCUCCAAAUCAAAAGGCGGGAAAGGGAAAGAAAAAGACACGAAAGCCAAGAAAAACGUAGAACGUUCGGUCAAAUCUGGUCUAGCAGAGAGAGACAAAUCCUGGGGCGGUCAUAGUACCAAUACCGAUGGACUCGUCCCUGGCUCCCAGCAAGUGCUCUCGGGUGAGGCACAAGCUGAGUAUGACCACGCGAAUGGAAAGAUGAAGAGUGCGAUCGACUGGUUCCGACGCGAGGUAGCAUCGAAAGAGAUACAAGGGAGUGGACGCGUUACGCCGGAUAUACUUAAGCCUGUACGCGUCUCUCUUCCCGGUAUGCCGGAAGGCGAGACGUCUGGCCUAACAGAAUUGGCAACUGUUGGUGUUCGCGAGGGUACGACGCUUAUCGUGACCGUGUUUGCAGAAGAUACGCUCAAACAUGUCGAGAAAGCGAUCUACGCCGCACGUAUUCCUCAUGUUGUGCCGCAAAGAAUGGAUAACCGGACUAUUAAAAUUCCAAUGCCGAAGCCAACAGUCGAAGCACGCGCAGAACUUGUCAAGUCCGCUACGAAACUCGCCGAAGAUACUCGCGUGCAACUACGUCGCGUCGAACAAACAAGUGUAAAGAAAGGAAACUACAAGAAACACUCAAUAGCAAUAGAUGAGUUCCAUGAGCUCCUUCAGAGGCAUUUAAAAGAGGCAGAUUCAAUACUCGCUGAUAUGAAGAAGAAUCUGGGCGUCAAAUAAGCAACAGCUCGGUUACAUCUAUUUACUUUCGUAUGUCUGACACGACAUAGGCCGACGUUGGCCAACACACUAGAUCGGAAUAGUGAGCAUUAACAGUACCGCAUUUUUAUGACUUUCUUUUCUUCGCUUUUGCGUAUUCAAUUUUGUGAUCGAAUUGCCUAAUCAAAAACUUGCUCAGAUUCUUCCUAAGCGGCAAUUAUAUGCACUACCAUAUGGCCUAGAAAGCACGCUCAGUAAGAAAGGACCUAAACCAAAGGAUCCUGAUGUUGCUAUUUAGUAUAUGUUACACGCGAACGAUUUAUUUUCUGCAGACUAAACAAAGUACUUCACUCUGAUUCCUGAGGUCACUGGCGAACGCAUUUCACGAUCAGGUCCAAGAAACCCUUGGGGUCGUCCCAAUGUAUCUGCC
This is a messenger RNA of Fomitiporia mediterranea MF3/22, 1152 nucleotides long. Its product is annotated as ribosome recycling factor. The transcript is spliced from 4 exons. Gene Ontology annotation, biological process: translation. NCBI's taxonomy places the organism in Eukaryota, Fungi, Basidiomycota, Agaricomycetes, Hymenochaetales, Hymenochaetaceae. Gene Ontology annotation, molecular function: ribosomal large subunit binding. Gene Ontology annotation, cellular component: mitochondrion. Bases 222 to 743 code for a protein of 173 amino acids. The record is from RefSeq and is a predicted model, not a curated record.